Molecule: messenger RNA, 1344 nt
Organism: Dendronephthya gigantea
Lineage: Eukaryota; Metazoa; Cnidaria; Anthozoa; Malacalcyonacea; Nephtheidae
Product: autophagy-related protein 9A-like
Exons: 14
Coding region: 20-1198 (392 amino acids)
Biological process (GO): autophagy of mitochondrion; protein localization to phagophore assembly site
Cellular component (GO): phagophore assembly site; autophagosome
Source: RefSeq, a predicted model, not a curated record
CUAAUCAACUUUGAUAUAGAUGAUAAAAAGAUCCCCUGGUACAUUUGGCGCGCGACACUGGUCCUAUUAUGGCCGUCUCUUUCUUAGACAUUUCAAUGAAUUAGACCAUGAAUUUCAAAUACGAUUGAACAAAGCUUACGAGCCUGCGAAUCAGUACACGAAUAUUUUUACUUCACCUUUUCUUGCCAUUAUAUCAAAGAAUAUAGCCUUUGUUGCGGGCUCAUUUUUUGCCGUAUUAACUUGUCUAUCAAUUUACGAUCAAGAUGUCUUCAGAGCUGAACACAUGUUAACUACAAUAGCUAGUCUAGGUCUUCUAAUAAGAAUUUGUUAUGCAUUUAUACCAGACGAGAACUUGAUUUGGUGUCCUGAACAACUGUUGAGACAAGUUUUAGUUCAUAUUCAUUAUAUUCCUGAUGAAUGGAAGACGAAAGCUCACACAAACGAAGUUUUUCAAGAAUUUCAACAGUUGUUUGAGUACAAAGCUGUUUUCGUUAUUCAAGAACUUGUGAGCGCCCUGGUGACACCAUUCUUGCUGUGUUUUAGUAUAAGAUACAAAGCUCUCGAUAUUGUUGAUUUUUUUCGGAAUUUUACUGUGGAGGUUGUUGGCGUAGGAGAUGUUUGUUCAUUUGCUCAGAUGGAUGUACGAAAACAUGGAAAUCCAGAAUGGAUGUCCCAUGGUUUGACAGCUGCCAGUCAAUAUGAGCAAGCAGAAAAUGGCAAAACAGAACUAUCCUUACUUCAAUUCUCGAUAAAAAACCCUCAAUGGAAACCUCCACAAUCACAAAUUCAGUUCAUGAGCACAAUCAAAGAAAAUGCUGCCAAAGAUUCGUAUCCAAGCUUACAAACAAGUCUUUCUGGACGAAACAACGAAAGCAUGCAGACAUCUCGAAUCCAAUCUACAGGUCUGCCAUCCUUGGCACCAGUGGCUUCAUUACCACAUGUUUCACAGUCAUUCAUGUCUACCAGUCACGGUAGUGUGGAUCACACCGGGGUUCAGGAAAGAUUAAGACUGGAAGAAGAAAUGAAUUCAAGUAUGCUCUAUAUGCAUCAGCUUCAUGAUCGAGGUGAUAAUUCCGAGUCUUCUCAGCAAGCUACUGCAGCCAGUGUUGUUAUUCAGACUACGAACCAAAGUUCAUUUGGUGAAGGGUCAACGUCUGAGGAGAAUCAGCCGAGCAGCCCACAAGACCACCAAGUGUGAACAAUAUAGGAAUACUGGAUUAUACAAACCUGGAAAAUAACCAGAAUUAUAACUGUAGGGAUCUUUUACAUUAUUUAAAAUAAUAAUCUAACAAACAAUUGACUGUAUGAUGAUGUUAGGCCACUUUGUAAAUACUGUUGAUUUCA